AUGAUCAUGGGAGAAUCACUGAAUUGUUGGAUCGAGAUGCUCGAAGAACUAAAGGUCUACACCCUCAGGUCUCUCCACCACCCAGCUGUCUAUCGGGAACCGCAGCCCGCGAUCGAGCUCUCUCUGAUCGCUUCCUGCCCACAAUUUCUCGGGCGCCGGAACACUGUCAGUCACUGGUUGAAACAUGCCAUCCACACCCUAGUCCGCCGAGAUGCUUCCCCGGCCCAUGAAACCAAGGCGGGUCCUGCAGCAAAGUCCAACAACGAGUCCUUCAAGAGCAUCAGGAACUUCGUCUACGUUUUUGUCCAUCGCAACGACUCGGCCGCGGUCGAGGAGAACGAUACCGAGCAGGAUGCGCUCACGCACCGCGACCUCAGGCGCUUCCCUGGUGGAUACCAGCUUGUGAACUGUGGUGAUGAUGAGCCUCGACCGGUAUCCCAGCCAGAUCUCAGUGCAACUGCAUUCAGGAAUGGGAACAAGGUCAAGGAAAAGUAUUUAUGGGAAGUUCCCGAUGAGGAUUACGAGUUGCAUGAGGUCGAGUUCCGGGCCAGAGAGCGAAAGAAGCCGAUUUCCUGGUGA
Molecule: messenger RNA, 579 nt
Organism: Diaporthe citri
Lineage: Eukaryota; Fungi; Ascomycota; Sordariomycetes; Diaporthales; Diaporthaceae
Exons: 3
Coding region: 1-579 (192 amino acids)
Source: RefSeq, a predicted model, not a curated record